AGGGGUUGUGACUAGUCGAAUCACAUUCUAAAGAAUUGAUCCAGAGCAUAAAAUAAAGGGUAACAUAAAAAGAUGGUGUCUUUACCCCGACGCCUACUACAAUUGGAACCAUUUGCAGCCCAGUAGAGUUGCGAUGAGGUCCGGCAGGACAAACCCCUAUCCUCCCUAGUUUUCGUUCUCAACAACGAUGGACACCCGUGUCCCCCAAAAAACUAAGGCGAUCGGGGCAAGGUUCGACGUUUUUCCACCAGUGCAGCGUCUUUGGUUUCCCUUGCUUUCCUGUGUGUGUCGAGUGUGUCUUUACUUUUCCGGUUCUUUUCUAGUUGUCUUUGGGUGUCCUCACUAGUUUCUGGGGCACCGUCUAUGGAAUCUCUGAUGUUAGAAAAUACAAAAUAAAUAAAAAUUCAAGAAUGGGUGAAAAACAGAUAUGGAUAGGACACUACUCUAGCUCUCAUAAGAUAUUGUUGGUUGGAGAGGGAGACUUCUCAUUUUCUGCUUGUUUGGCUCGAGCUUUUCGCUCUGCCACUAACAUGGUUGCAACCACUCUUGAAUCGGAAGAUACUCUAUUGAAGGAACAUUGGAGCAGUGAGGCACAUGUGGAUGAGUUGCAGAGAAGAGGAUGCAAAGUGUUGCAUGAAGUUGAUGUAUAUGACAUGGACCAGCAUCCCACCCUUAUGUUCAAGAAAUUUGAUAUGAUCGUCUUCAACUUUCCUCAUGCAGGCCAUGACUAUUGGCUAUGCGAAAGAGACAAUGAGCUCAUACGAAGGCACAGGGGUUUGCUAGAAGCAUUUUUCCGAAGUGCCAGUGGGAUGCUGGGCGAAGGUGGGGAAAUUCAUGUUUCACACAGAGAAGGCUACCCUUAUGAUAAAUGGAAGUUGAAGGAGCUUGCUAAGAAAGCCGGCCUGGUUUUGAAAGAGAAAGUGUGGUUCGAAAAGUCGGACUACCCUGGGUACCACCAGAAGAGAGGUGGAGGCAUCGAGAGCAACAAAACAUUUCCUCUCAAAGAAUGUUACACCUUCAAGUUUUCACUGAAACAUGAAACAAGUGUCCUUGAUUCAGAAGAAGCAACUUCAAAAUUGCAGAGGAAGCUAGAGGAAUUACACCUUCCCCAGCACAAAACAUUUAUUCCUCCAAAUCACAUCCAUGUUCCUGAAUCUGAAAGAUUCAAGUUGACUUUUGGAAGUUUUGGGGCUGCUGACUUUGUCAGUGGUCCUGAGACUGAUAAGAGCUCGCAUAUUAUGAGUGGAUGUGGGUUCAGGGUUUCAAUCUCAAACAGAGUGAGGAAGGCGAUCCAGGACAGCAAGGAGAUAACGGGAAAUCAUAGUGAGGAGGAAAUCUAUGCAAUGCUCAAGAGAUGUUACAUGGAUCCCAACGAGACAGCCCAGAAGCUUCUCUAUCAAGAUCCAUUUCAUGAGGUCAAAGGGAAACGUGACAAGAGAAAAGAGAAACUGAACAACAUAGAGUCUGCAGAGUCGCCGUGGAGAUCUGGAAUGCAGGGACGGGAAGAUGCUGGUGAUGGUGGAAAUUCCGCUCCUCGAUUUGCUCCCUCUCUUCCAAUCUCUCGUAAGACAAAAAAUAAACAGCGAAGUCUGGUAACAAGCUCUGGACCGAUCAUUGUGGAUGGUCCAACCAAUGUGGCUGAUGGAUGGUCGCCUGUUGUGCUUCCCUCCCAUUUAUCUGGAUGGGAUUUAUGCACAUCAGCUGAUGGAUGGUCUGAUGUGCAUCCCUCCCAUUUAUCUGAUGGAUGGUCUGAUGUGCAUGCCCCCCCUUUAGCUACUGGAUGGGAAUUAUAAUUUUAUUUCAUUAGGUAGGAAGUGGAGGGGGAAUAUUACGUUGGAUUUUGCUCGGACUCAAACCGUUUUUUUCCUGACUCUUCAUACUUAAAUUUUAAGUUCGCCACUCUUAAGUUUAAUUUUUUUCAU
Prunus persica (peach) is the source of this 1922-nucleotide messenger RNA. RefSeq lists its product as uncharacterized. NCBI's taxonomy places the organism in Eukaryota, Viridiplantae, Streptophyta, Magnoliopsida, Rosales, Rosaceae. Gene Ontology annotation, biological process: rRNA base methylation. The coding region runs from base 411 to 1793 and encodes 460 amino acids. The transcript is spliced from 8 exons. The record is from RefSeq and is a predicted model, not a curated record. Gene Ontology annotation, molecular function: rRNA (uridine-N3-)-methyltransferase activity.